CCGCCGCCGCGGCCGCCGCUGAUGCUGUAGACGCGGUCUCCCCCGCACUCGCCCCGGCCUGGGGAUGCAGGAUGGUUUACGGAGGGACCGCGGGCCGCUGAUUGGUCGCGGGCCGCGGUGACGUCGGCGGGCGCUGCAUUAAGGCGAGGGGGCUUCUAGAGCUCCGCCGACAGCCGGGAGCAGUGGCCGAGCCGCCGGAGCUGGGGAGAGACGCGCCGGGGACAGAGGGACGCUUGUCCAGGGAGAGCCAGCAAGCAACGACACCGCGGCCCGGGGCGGCGACAGCGGCGGCCGGUGCCGAGCUGCUCCGGCCGCGCAGAACUGUCGCCGCUGCGCCAGGACGUUUUUUAAAAAGCGCUCUAAGCUACUCCCCCUCUUUCCGACUCCUCCCGCUGCAAAAGAGGAAAAAAAAGGAAAGAAAGGGGAAAAAAAGAAAGGAAAGAAAGAGGCUAGCAAGGAAACCACGACGAAAAAAAGAGGGGACAAGAAAAAGAAAAAGUCGAGCGACUGCGGGGUUGGACGCCUGCAGCCGGAGCGCGGGCCAGCGAUGCGGGGCUGCGCGCCCAGGCGGCCGCGAAUUGUGACCGGAGCCGCCAUGCCCCGCCGGGCGCGGUGAGGAGCCGGCCCGAAUCGCCUCCCAACGGAGUCCCGGCGCUGGGAGGGCGGUCGGUCCCGAGGACGCGGAGGCCGCCAGGCAGGCCCCGGGCCGAGGUGACGGGGCUGGGGCGGUGGGAAGCUAGCGAGCGAGUGCGCCCGGCUGCAUCCUCCCUUUCUCGAUUGACACAAACACUUCUCCAAAAGAGGAGAAGCCCAAGCAACAGCAGUCAACUACGGGAUCUUCCUCCGGCCCUCCCCUCCUCUGUGCCUCCUCCUCCUCCCUCGGUCUGCCCCCGCCCCUUCCCCCCCGGCCCACCCUGGGCGCCCAGCACGUCCCGACCCCGCUGUGCGAUGCCUGCAGCUUAGGAUCCAAAGCUUCUCUUACUCAUUUUGUUCUUUUUCUUUUAUAUAAAAAAGAGGAGGGGACAUCCCGGUGGCGGCGGGCAGCCGGGCACACGUUACCACCCGCCCUCAGACUCCCGACAAAAGCAGAUGCACUUUGACUUCUGACAGCUCUACCUCAAGCCCGUGAGAACUCGGCGGCGCUCGCUUUCCCUGCAAAAUAGCUCGUCGUCGCGUCGUCGUCCUCUUCUUUCUUCACCGUCCCCCGUUUUAUUUAUUUAAUUCCGUUACCCUCGCCGCCUCGGUGACCUUCACUCCUCGGCGAGUUCCGGGCAGAAGAGUCGCUUUCGCACCCGCCGCCGCCGGAGACUUCUUUCCUCGCCCCGGGAGCUGUGGUGGCGCUGCUGAGCCCCGGGGCCUUGGGACACCUAGGCUGGCGCCCCCGUUUGCCCCGUUUUCCCCUCUUUUGAUUUCCUGGUGCGGAUUUUGGCUUGCACCCCGCCGCCGAGUGUGUCUCCUCUUUUUGGAAGGGUUGGGGAGCUCGUUUCGGUCGUCUUCGGGGAGUCCACCCCUCUCUGCUCUACCUGCUCCUCUCCCUCUGGGCCUCGCCCGACUAAACCAAAGACCAUGGUGCACUGUGCCGGCUGCAAAAGGCCCAUCCUGGACCGCUUCCUCUUGAACGUGCUGGACAGGGCCUGGCACGUCAAGUGCGUCCAAUGCUGCGAAUGUAAAUGCAACCUGACGGAGAAGUGCUUCUCCCGGGAAGGCAAGCUCUACUGCAAGAACGACUUCUUCCGGUGUUUCGGUACAAAAUGCGCGGGCUGCGCGCAGGGCAUCUCCCCUAGCGACCUGGUGCGGAGAGCGCGGAGCAAAGUGUUUCACCUGAACUGCUUCACCUGCAUGAUGUGUAACAAGCAGCUCUCCACCGGCGAGGAGCUCUACAUCAUCGACGAGAACAAGUUCGUCUGCAAAGAGGACUACCUGAGCAACAGCAGCGUCGCCAAAGAGAACAGCCUCCACUCGGCCACCACGGGCAGUGACCCCAGCUUGUCUCCGGACUCCCAAGACCCGUCGCAGGACGACGCCAAGGACUCGGAGAGCGCCAACGUCUCGGACAAGGAAGGGGGCAGCAAUGAGAACGACGAUCAGAACCUGGGCGCCAAGCGGCGGGGGCCGCGCACCACCAUCAAAGCCAAGCAGCUGGAGACGCUGAAGGCCGCCUUCGCUGCCACGCCGAAGCCCACGCGCCACAUCCGCGAGCAGCUGGCUCAGGAGACGGGCCUCAACAUGCGCGUCAUUCAGGUCUGGUUCCAGAACCGCCGCUCCAAGGAACGGAGGAUGAAGCAGCUGAGCGCGCUGGGCGCCCGGCGCCACGCCUUCUUCCGCAGCCCGCGCCGAAUGCGGCCCCUCGUGGACCGCCUGGAGCCCGGCGAGCUCCUCCCCAACGGGCCCUUCUCCUUCUACGGAGAUUACCAGAGCGAGUACUACGGGCCCGGAGGCAACUACGACUUCUUCCCGCAAGGCCCCCCGUCCUCGCAGGCUCAGACACCAGUGGACCUACCUUUCGUGCCGUCGUCUGGGCCGUCCGGGACGCCCCUGGGCGGCUUGGAGCACCCGCUGCCCGGCCACCACCCGUCCAGCGAGGCGCAGCGGUUCACCGACAUCCUGGCGCACCCCCCUGGGGACUCGCCCAGCCCCGAGCCCAGCCUGCCCGGGCCUCUGCACUCCAUGUCGGCCGAGGUCUUCGGGCCAAGCCCGCCCUUCUCAUCGCUGUCGGUCAACGGCGGGGCGAGCUAUGGGAACCACCUGUCUCACCCUCCCGAAAUGAACGAGGCAGCCGUGUGGUAGCGGGGGUCUCCACGGUCCGCGGAGUUCGUGGUUGUACAGAAAUGAACUUUUAUUUAAGAAAAAUAGGGGAAAAUCAUAAAAAUCUAGUCACCUACCACCACCACCACCUUCCUCCAGCCUCGGGGACCAUUUUCCGUCUGGGGAAGGCUGGAUGGGAAAAGGAAACAGGACAAAAGACAAAUCUGCCUGGAGGUGGGACUGGGAUCCGCGAGCUGGCUUGCCCGGUGCAGGACUGAGCUUCAGACCUCUCCUCACCUCCCACCUGGACCGGACUCCGUGGACAGACACCGCGGGCAGGCGAGUGAGUCCGGCCGGUGGGCGGGCGGCACAGGAACGACCUCGGAGGCCACAGGGGCGCACAGCUCAGUGGUGACCCAGGAGGGAGGCUGCGCCCUCAGCCGUCCCUGGGUGCCCCCAGGCCAGCCAGGAGGGCGCUGGCUGUGGGAAACCUAAUAGUGUUGGUCUCAGUUCAGCAACAGCGACAGCAAACUAUGAUAGCUUCAGAAACGACGACCUGCUGUGCAUCAGGUGGGACUAUAUAUAUAUACAUAUAUACAUAUAUUUUGUCUCUCUGGGUUUUUUGUUUUUUUUUGUUUUUGCCAAAAUUGCAAAAUUCUAAAUGUAAAGCCCUCAGUAUCAACUCUUCUACCUUCACAAAGCUCUACACACCUACACCCACAGACACACUGGAUAGGACGGUCUCCAGCCAGACCUCUCAGUAAGAUGACUUGAACAUCAUCUGUGCAAGAAAAGUAUUCUACUUUCAGUCACACACACAGACACACACACACAGACACACACACACACAGAGUUUUAAAAAAGACGAGAACUAAAAACAGUCAACUGUUUACGUAUAAUGUUAAAUUCAGGAGUUCAGUGUUUUACUAAUACAUCCUAUUUUGAAACCUCUUGUUCAAAAACAAAACGUUUUGAGCAGUCAACCAAAAUUGUUCAUUUUCUUUUCCUGUAGAUGUUCUGACAGAUUUGCAGGGCUCACAGCUCACUGUGCUAGUAUGUAAAAAGGUGUUGUUUACACAAGGCAAAAAAGAAAACACGAUAUUCAGACACUUGCCAAAUAGAAUAAUUAUAGCACAAAUACUGUAAAGGUGCCUGGCACCACAACCUGAGAAAGUGUUAAAAAAAAAAAAAAGUGUUACAAGGUUUAAGAAAGAAACAUCUUUGCUAAUUUUUAGUCCUGUUGAACAUUCAUGGAAUUGUUAAUAUGACUUAUAUAGACCCACACAGGUUUUAUUUUUGUGUCUUUAAAAAUAAAAGUCCAAAAUAUUUAAAUUUUAUGGUCAAAUAUGCAGUCAGCAGCUGCUACUUUUUUCUUUAUAUAUUAAAUUUCUCAUAUGUCUUUUAUUGUUCUGAUAAACCUAAGCUUGUGUGACCUCCAGUGCAUAUUAGACCAUUCACUGUAUGAAAGAAAACAUGUUGAAUAAAUUUGUGAGUUUUUAAUAAAAAUAGAAAAUCUGAUGUUUAGAUAA
This is a messenger RNA of Pipistrellus kuhlii (Kuhl's pipistrelle), 4274 nucleotides long. RefSeq names its product LIM homeobox 1 (gene LHX1). Gene Ontology annotation, molecular function: DNA-binding transcription factor activity, RNA polymerase II-specific; RNA polymerase II transcription regulatory region sequence-specific DNA binding. Bases 1567 to 2787 code for a protein of 406 amino acids. Lineage: Eukaryota; Metazoa; Chordata; Mammalia; Chiroptera; Vespertilionidae. The record is from RefSeq and is a predicted model, not a curated record. Gene Ontology annotation, cellular component: nucleus. Gene Ontology annotation, biological process: neuron differentiation; regulation of transcription by RNA polymerase II. The transcript has 5 exons.